AGCUCAAUAAGAGGUUCAUACUCAGCUUCCUCCACGCUCACGGAAAACUCUUCACUAAAGUGGGGUGAGUACUCUGCCUUGUGUGUUUGCGUGCGUACAUAUGAGUGUACAAGCUUGUUUUUUUAUGUCGUCAAUAAAAUAUGUAGACUUCAUUUUCUGUAGCCUGUCGCAGACAGCUUUUUUUUUUUUUACUAGCACUGAUUAUGAUGAUAGCUGCUGUUUAAGUAGAGAGAUUUUGCUUCCAAUCACUGUGAUAUGUGGUUGUCUUUCUUAACUCAGUUGAAUGCACUGUCUGUAAGUCUCUCUGGAUAAGUAGUGUCUGUUCAGUGAGUAACACUCAAUGUGUUGCAGUAUGGAGUCUUUCCCGGCGGUGGCCAGUCGUGUUCUCCAGGAGUUCCGAGCGCUGCUCCAACACAGCCCCUCCCCCCUGGGCAGCACGCGCAUGUUACAGAUCAUCACCAUUAACAUGUUCACUAUACACAACGCUCAGAGCAGAGGUAACACACACACAAUUGUAACCUUGUGCAAAAACACUCAAGUCUAUGACUAAAUGUUUCUCUCUCUCUUUCUGUCUCGCUCUCUCUCUUUCUGUCUCGCUCUCUCUGUCUCUCUCUCUCUCUUUCUUUCUCUCUUUCUCUCUCUCUCUUUCUCUCUCCUUUCUUUCUCUCUUUAUCUCUCUCUUUAUUUCUCUCUCUCUCUCUCUCUCUCUAUUUCUCGCGCUCUCUCUCUGCUACUCUCUCUUCUGUCUCUCUCUCUCUCGCUCUCUCUCUGUCUGUCUAUAUCUCUAUUUAGCUCUCUUCUUUCUCUCUGUCUCUCUCUCUCUCUAUUUCUAUCUCUCUCUUCUUUCAUAUCUCUCGCAUCUCUCUCCGCUCUCUCUAGCUAUAUAAUAUCUAUGUCUCGUGGCUCUGUCUAUCUCUAUAUGAUGUAUAUGUCUAUGUAGCGUAUCUCUGCGCUCUAUCUCGCUCUCUCCGCUCUCUCUCUGUCCGCUCUCUGUAUCUCGCUCUCUGUAUCGCUCUCGUUUCUAAAUCUCUAGAGCAUCGAGGGGACUCAGAGUACUAUAUGAUGUAGAGAGCGUAGCUGAUAUAGAGGAGAGAGCUAGAGAGAGAGAGAGGGGAGAGAUAUGAGAGAGGGGUAGCGCGAUGGGCUCGUCGGGCGAAAGUCGAGAUAGCGCGUGGGAGAUACUCGUAUAUCUCUCUUAUGUAUCUGUUUGGGUAUAUAUCUCGGGUAGAAAGUAUCUUAUAUCGAUCUUAUCUAGUACUCUGUCUCCUCCUCUGUAGAGUUUUGUAUCUAUUCUAUAGAUCUCUCUCUUUCGAUUCUCUCUGUCUCUCUCUGUCUGUCUCUCUCUUCUUUCUCUCUUGCUCUCUUUCUUUCUCUAUUUCUCUCCUCUCUCUCUCUCUGUCUCUCUCUCCUAUCUGUCUAAUGUUCUCUGUCUCUGUCUCUCCUCUCUGUCUCUGUCUCUCUGUCUCUCUCUCUCUCUCUAGGGGGAGAUGGUGAGGUGAGGUCUGUGUUACAGGAGCAGACAACAGCUCUGGGUCUGGCCAUGUUCUCUCUGCUGGUCCAACGCUGCACAGAGCUGCUGAGAGACACACCCGCAGGUACACACUCACACAUACACACACACACACACACACACACACACACCCGCAGGUACACACUCACACAUACACAACACACACACACACACACACACACACACACACCCGCAGGUACACACUCACACAUACACACACACACACACACACACACACACACACACACACCCGCAGGUACACACUCACACACACACACACACACACACAAACACACACGCAGGUACACACACACACACACACACACCCGCAGGUACACACACACACACACACACAACCCGCAGGGUACACACUCACACAUACACACACUCACACAUACACACACACCACACACACACACGCAGGGUACACACACACACACACACACACACACACACACACACACCCGCAGGUACACACUCACACAUACACACACUCACACAUACACACACACACACACACACAACACGCAGGUACACACACACACAACACACACACACACACACACACACCCGCCAGGUACACACUCACACAUACACACACUCACACAUACACACACACACACACACACACACCCGCAGGUAAACACACACACACACACACACACACACACACACAUUGAGAGAAGCUACGUCUUCCUGGCUAUAACACCGGGGCUCGCAUUCCAUUUCCUCAAUUCAGUGCCGCUCUUCAGCGAGCCCAAACCCCCUGACGGCGCAGGGAAUAGUAGUUAUAUUCAUAGCUGUACAUUCCCUCUCAGUCGGUCACUCUUUAUAACAUACGGGGACACGCCACCAAGCCGGCACAGAGGGUACAUAACUAGGAGGCCGACGGCAGCCGAAGAACACACAGGUUCCACCAGUUCCUAAAGGGGACCUUUUUCCCUAAGACUUACCUGAGAAGUCUGAACUGUCAGAGGCCCAUACCAGAACCAGAACCUGCUGCAGCUUGGGUCUGCACACUGACACGCUGCAGCCCAAGUCCCUGGACCCCACGGUUCCAAGAACAACACUUACCUUGCGAGCCUGAAAUGUACAACCCGCAAGUCCAAAACAACAGAACACCCUGACGUGGCUUGGUAAAGCACACGCACGCUGCAUAGCGUCGACCAGAGUUGAUGAGCCACGGCAGGCCGAGGUUCAAACCCACGGGAAACCUGCAGUAACCCUGGAAACUGUGUACUCGUGUGCGCUGCCACGACACCCCAAGGAGCACGGGAGAAUUUGGCACCCACGACUGCAGAUAUGAAUUUGAUGGCUGUGGGUUUACAGUCGGCGUGUGCACCCUCUACGAGAGGGUUGUAUAAGUAAGUGGCGCGCGUUUGAGGGUUGGUGUCAGGUUGAAGGAGUUUCUCCUUUUUCAGAGCUCUUUGGGGGACAUGUUGAUGUUCUUGCUAAAGCUUUGUGAGCAGGGCCUUUCUUUUUCCACAUUGAAGGUUUAUAUGGCAGCCAUCCCAAUGACACGGAACCCCCUAUGGGGUUGCUCGCUGUUUAUUAUCUGUGCAUAGUCACUUUACCCCUACCUACAUGUACAAAUUACCCCGACUAACCUGUACCCCCGCAAAUUGACUCGGUACCGGUACCCCCCGUAUAAAGCCUCAUCAUUGUAAUUUUAUUGUGUUACUUUUUAUUUUAUUUUUUUACUUUAGUUUAUUUAGUAAAUAUUUUCUUAACUCUAUUUCUUGAACUACAUUGUUGGUUAAGUGCUUGUAAGUAAGCAUUUCAUGGUAAAAACCUGUUGUAUUCGGCGCAUGUGACGAAUAAAAUUUGAUUUGAUUAUGGGUUGCCGCCCAAAAGGCGGAUGAUCUCUAGGAACCAGGGUUGUCUGGCCCAAUAGGAAGCCACCAAAAUCAACUACAGACCCUCCACGGUGGCCUGAAUCAGGUCCAUCAGAGGAACGCAUAGAGCAGGGUUCCGAGGCCACUGAUACGCCAAAGCAUCCGAUCCCAACGGAGCGCCCAGAUCCCUUAUUGAGAAGAGCAGACUGCAAUGCGGGUUUUCUCGCGAUGCGUUAGAUCUAUGUUGGCCCAUAUCUGGGGUGCAGUCUCCACUCCGUAGAGAUAGGAACCCCCCCCCCCCCCCCCCCCCGGAAAGUAGCUCCGCACCCACGUUGAGAGAUUGACCGAGCCACUUGGGAGCACUGUUGCCACAGUAAAUGUUUGGGGAGGAGGGCCCCGAGCCAAACAACCUUGUUGGCGAAACUGGCUCAUUCAAAUAUAUCCGCCUGUCCCUCUCAGGAAUCCAGAGAAGAGGCACUGUUUAUUCAGAAGCACCGUGCUAGGAGUAGCCCCCUUGUUAGCCUCUGGAUCGAAGGAAAUCACUCACUCGUUUGCUAAAUCUUUAAGCACUCACUCAAUCACUCAUUUGCUACAUCUUUAAGCACUCACUCAAUCACUCAUUUGCUAAAUCUUUAAGCACUCACUCAAUCACUCAUUUGCUAAAUCUUUAAGCAGUCACUCACUCACUCAUUUGCUAAAUCUCACUCACUCACUCAGAGCCCUUCCCGGAGGAGGAGAGAGAACAGGGGGAUGAGGAGGAGGGGAUGGUGAGAGUUUCUGCCUUCCCAUUGGACCUGAGGGAGCUGCUGCCCAGCGUCAAGGUCUGGUCUGAUUGGAUGCUUGGACACCCCAACCAAUGGAAUCCUCCGCCUUGUAGUAUAGAGUAAGUACACACACACCCACACACAGGAUGAGCAAUUUUUUCCUGUUUGUUGCCUGGGUGGGUGGAGUUAGCGCUCAAUUUAAAACGUAAUAGACUUUUAAUUUAAAAGAUUCUAACCGACACUCUCUCCUCUCCCAGCUGUAGUCCUGAUGUGUGGCGUAGCCUGGCAGACCUGUGUAAUGCGUUGGCACGUGUCGACCACGGCGAGGCGCCGCUGUACAAGGCAGACGGGGACGGAGGGGAGGGGGACGAGGAGCUCCGCCUGCUGCUGUUGGAGGAGGACAGGCUAUUGGCCGGCUUCGUCCCGCUGCUCGCCGCCCCGCAGGAACCCUGCUACAUAGACUGCACCGGGGAUACCGUGAGUUUAUACACCAUACACACACACACACACUCACACUCACAGAACCAUAUCAUUAGACCUAUAGUCUCUCUCUGUCUCUCUUCCCCCCACCCCCAGGUGAUAGCCGCUGACUGUAAAAGGGUAACGGUGUUGAAGUAUUUCCUGGAGGCUCUGUGUGGACAGGAAGAGCCUCUCCUGGCCUUUAAAGGAGGGAAGUAUGUCUCCAUGGCAACCUCUCCCCGCCCCGGCGACGCACGCAGCAGACAGGACUCACAGACCGAGAGAGAGGUGUGUGUCCAUCUCUGUCCUCUGUGUCUCACUGGUUUUUAUCCAAAGAACUGAGUUACACAGCCGAUUCAACUGUGUAUUUCUUAAUGCUGACCUCACAACAUUGAUUUCCAUGUAAAUGGACAGUUAUCAUAUCGCAACUAGUCACCUUCAUGAAGACCAUGGUUAGCUGAAUCGCGUGUCUAUGUUUUGUAUCAUCUACUAACAUGUCCUCUUCUUCUGUGGCUGUGUCGCAGAGUGAUGAUGUCAUCGUGGAGGCAGAGUCGUCCGUGUCGGACGGGGACGGUGAUGAUGGCAGUGAGGAUGACAUCCGAGAGCUCCGGGCCCGACGCAGCGCCCUCACCAACGAACUGGCUCAGCAGCAGAGACGCAGGGAAAAGAUACAGGUAACGCACGCACUAUGCAUAUAUAUAUAUAUAUAUAUAUAUAUAUAUAUAUAUAAUAAGGCCUUACUUAAUACAGUGGCCUGAAACUUAAGGUUUUAUGAUGGCUUGCGAAGUGAUAUGUGUACAGUGCCUUGCAAAAAUAUUCAUCCCCCUUGGUGUUUUUCCUAUUUUGUUGCAUUACUACCUGUCAUUUAAAUGGAUUUUAAAUUUGGAUUUCAUGUAAUGGACAUACACAAAAUAGUCCAAAUUGGUGAAGUGAAAUAAAAAAAAUAAAAAAAAUAAUACAAAAAAUUUAUAACGGAAAAGUGGUGCGUGCAUAUGUAUUCACCCCCUUUGCUAUGAAGCUCCUAAAUAAGAUCUGGUGCAAACAAUUACCUUCAGAAGUCACAUAAUUAGUUAAAUGAAGUCCACUUGUGUGCAAUCUAAGUGUCACAUGAUCUGUCACAUGAUCUCAGUAUAUAUACACCUGUUCUGAAAGGCCCCAGAGUCUGCAACACCACUAAGCAAGGGGCACCACCAAGCAAGCGGCACCAUGAAGACCAAGGAGCUCUCCAAACAGGUCAGGGACAAAGUUGUGGAGAAGUACAGAUUAGGGUUGGGUUAUAAAAAAAUAUCCAAAACUUUGAACAUUCCACGGAGCACCAUUAAGUCCAUUAUUAAAAAAUUGAAAGAAUAUGGCACCACAACAAACCUACCAAGAGAGGGCCGCCCACCAAAACUCACGGACCAGGCAAGGAGGGCAUUAAUCAGAGAGGCAACAAAGAGACCAAAGAUAAACCUGAAGGAGCUGCAAAGCUCCACAGUGGAGAUUGGAGUAUCUGUCCAUAGGACCACUUUAAGCCGUGCACUCCACAGAGCUGGGCUUUAUGGAAGAGUGGCCAGAAAAGAGCCAUUGCUUAAAGAAAGAAGUAAGCAAACACGUUUGGUGUUCGCCAAAAGGCAUGUGGGAGACUCCCCAAAUAUAUGGAAAAAGGUACUCUGGUCAGAUGAGACUAAAAUUUUGCUUUUUGGCCAUCAAGGAAAACGCUAUGUCUUGCGCAUACCCCAAGAGACUUGCAGCUGUAAUUGCUGCAAAAGGUGGCUCUACAAAGUAUUGACUUUGGGGGGGUGAAUAGUUAUGCACGCUCAAGUUUUCAGUUUUUUUGUCUAAUUUUGCAUCUUCAAAGUGGUAGGCAUGUUGUGUAAAUCAAAUGAUACAACCCCCCCCAAAAAUCCAUUUUAAUUCCAGGUUGAAAGGCAACAAAAUAGGAAAAAUGCCAAGGGGGGUGAAUACUAUCACAAGCCACUGUAUAGACACACACUAUAUACAGUGAGGGAAAAAAGUAUUUGAUCCCCUGCUGAUUUUGUACGUUUGCCCACUGACAAAGAAAUGAUCAGUCUAUAAUUUUAAUGGUAGGUUUAUUUGAACAGUGAGAGACAGAAUAACAACAAAAAAAUCCAGAAGAAUGCAUGUCAAAAAUGUUAUAAAUUGAUUUGCAUUUUAAUGAGGGAAAUAAGUAUUUGACCCCCUCUCAAUCAGAAAGAUUUCUGGCUCCCAGGUGUCUUUUAUACAGGUAACGAGCUGAGAUUAGGAGCACACUCUUAAAGGGAGUGCUCCUAAUCUCAGCUUGUUACCUGUAUAAAAGACACCUGUCCACAGAAGCAAUCAAUCAAUCAGAUUCCAAACUCUCCACCAUGGCCAAGACCAAAGAGCUCUCCAAUGAUGUCAGGGACAAGAUUGUAGACCUACACAAGGCUGGAAUGGGCUACAUGACCAUGGCCAAGAAGCUUGGUGAGAAGGUGACAACAGUUGGUGCGAUUAUUCGCAAAUGGAAGAAACACAAAAGAACUGUCAAUCUCCCUCGGCCUGGGGCUCCAUGCAAGAUCUCACCUCGUGGAGUUGCAAUGAUCAUGAGAACGGUGAGGAAUCAGCCCAGAACUACACGGGAGGAUCUUGUCAAUGAUCUCAAGGCAGCUGGGACCAUAGUCACCAAGAUAACAAUUGGUAACACACUACGCCAUGAAGGACUGAAAUCCUGCAGCGCCCGCAAGGUCCCCCUGCUCAAGAAAGCACAUAUACAGGCCCGUCUGAAGUUUGCCAAUGAACAUCUGAAUGAUUCAGAUGAGAACUGGGUGAAAGUGUUGUGGUCAGAUGAGACCAAAAUUGAGCUCUUUGGCAUCAACUCACCUCGCAGUGUUUGGAGGAGUAGGAAUGCUGUCUAUGACCCCAAGAACACCAUCAAACAUGGAGGUGGAAACAUUAUGCUUUGGGGGUGUUUUUCUGCUAAGGGGACAGGACAACUUCACCGCAUCAAAGGGACGAUGGACGGGGCCAUGUACCGUCAAAUCUUGGGUGAGAACCUCCUUCCCUCAGCCAGGGCAUUGAAAAUGGGUUGUGGAUGGGUAUUCCAGCAUGACAAUGACCCAAAACACACGGCCAAGGCAACAAAGGAGUGGCUCAAGAAGAAGCACAUUAACGUCCUGGAGUGGCCUAGCCAGUCUCCAGACCUUAAUCCCAUAGAAAAUCUGUGGAGGGAGCUGAAGGUUCGAGUUGCCAAACGUCAGCCUCGAAACCAUAAUGACUUGGAGAAGAUCUGCAAAGAGGAGUGGGACAAAAUCCCUCCUGAGAUGUGUGUAAACCUGGUGGCCAACUACAAGAAACGUCUGACCUCUGUGAUUGCCAACAAGGGUUUUGCCACCAAGUACUAAGUUAUGUUUUGCAGAGGGGUCAAAUACUUAUUUCCCUCAUUAAAAUGCAAAUCAUUUUAUAACAUUUUUUACAUGCAUUUUUCUGGAUUUUGUUGUUGUUAUUCUGUCUCUCACUGUUCAAAUAAACCUACCAUUAAAAUUAUAGACUGAUCAUGUCUUUGUCAGUGGGCAAACGUACAAAAUCAGCAGGGGAUCAAAUACUUUUUUCCCUCACUGUACACAUGAUAUACACAUAUACACACACUAUAUACACAUAUACACACACUAUAUACACAUGUAUACACACUAUAUACACUAUAUACACAUGUAUACACACUAUAUACACGCUAUACACACACUAUAUACACAUAUACACACUGUCGUGACGUACCUUUCAUUAUUGUGAUGGUGGUGUAUUGAGAAAUGUAUUAUGUGUUAAUGAGUUUAGAUUUAAAAUGGUUGCAAGUAGCCAAUGGGAUUUGUAUGCAGCGGUUGAGUUAUCUGAAUUAACAAAUGACAAUGGGGUUUCCGUUCUUGCAUUGAAGUGAUUGGAUUACGUGAUGCAAGGGGGGGGGGUGAAAGUUCAAUGAUGUAUUGGGGAGUUGGGCUGAAGACACUGUAGAGAGUGGUCGACUGGAAUGUGUUAAGGAGAACAUGAAAUAAAUCAGUUGUGGUUAUUAUAAGUACGCUUCGGAGUCUUCAGUAAAAGAACCCAGCAUCUUAGGACGCAACAUUGAUGACUAUUAUUUAUCGAAUAAUUAACUACUAUGUUUAAUUGUUACUAGAUUAAAUUAAUUUACAUUUACAUCAUUUAGCAUUUUUUUUUCUCAUGUAAUAAUUAACUCAUUAGGUAUUUGGGGCACCACGGGAAAAGUUGUUUAACGAGUUACCGUUUCCCGAAUUAACUCUAAAGAUAUCUUGAUAUCUCUUAUAAUUUAACAGUCAUUUAUUAAUAAUUUACCUCAUAUCAGUCUCAUUCUGAAAGUAGGCUCUUUAAGAACGCGGGUCUUACUGAUCAUUCCGUACCACAGAAAUUGAUUUAAUGAUUGAUUUACUAAUUAAUUAAAAAUUAUAACACAAGAUACAAACACAUACACGGUAUAGGUAGGGAUUAGAAACUUAACACAAUGAAAACGGGUCCCUAGCGGACUAACACAAUAUGACAUUUGUUACAAAAUAUGGCGAUUUAAAGAGAGAGAGAGAGAGUGAGAGAAAACACUUGGAUACACAUGGACCUAAGCUCAUAGUAAUCCUAAUACUUUGCCCAGAACUGCCGCCCGUUUGGUAAGAAGUAAUGCAUGUAUUUACGUGUUUGUCUUCGUCGUCUCUGUUGGACCCAGGCCUUCGUGGGAAGGGGUCGAUUGGGCCUCCUCUUUUCGGAUGGCCUUUUAGAUGUAAGGUGCAGAUGUAAGGCUCAGAUUGUACCACUAGAGGUCACGAUGUCCUCCUUCUUAGUCGUCUGUUUACUUUCACUCGUUCUGGGAAGUGGUCUUCUGAGGACGGCUAAUCGGCCGUGUCGAUGAUCCCCUGUGGGGUGAUGAGAGCAGUGUAGUAGACGAUGGCUUGAAGAGAGUAACAGGAUGGUCCCACUUAAAAUCACCUUCUUAGAUACAGUCCUUAGAACAGCUACUCAGCCGUAACGUUGGUUGUUAGUGGAGGCAACUUUGUCGUCUUCACCUCGUGUUGAUUUUCAGGGUCGGGGACCAAUAAGGACAACAGCUGCAGCUUGAGGUCCGUCUAGUCUGAUCUGAUCAUUCUUAUCUCAGUCUUUUUAUGCACUCUGGUAAAGAGGGGCGUUUCCGUCAUACUGACGCGCUCUCUGAGCUCCCUCGGGCGUGGCUAGUUACGACGGAAAAGUAUUUUUAUCACUAUGAUCUUGUUAGAAAGCUAAAAUCUCAUUCCUAUCUUCACGAAAACAUUGUCUUCCUCCUUGAUAUUUUCUACCCAAGGUAAAGAUGUAAACCUGAUAUACACAGUGUAAAAGCUCUUCAAGUCACAACGUUUUCGUUAUAACGCCUUUAUACCAUUUUUAAUGACAUCACAAAAUAAACAUUAAUUUUCCAUAUUCCAUUUCUCAUCAUUCCCAACGUUUUGGAUGUUGAAAUAUAUUGUCCCAAUGUUCAUUGUUGGAUGUUGGAAGUUUUUGGGCGGCAAAAGUCUCUGAAACAAAGGACAUUCCUUUCACCAUACCACAGGGCCAGAGAUGGAUUAUCCUCCUCUCUAAUCUAUGGCAGUAUUAAGGUGUCAAGACCUGCACACCCCCCCCCCCCCCCCCCCCCCCCCUCUAAGAGUCUGGUUGUUGUCGGCCAUUUUCCAAGCUGAUAUGAGGCCUUUGAUCCUCACCCAGGGAGAGUCAUGACAACACAAUACACACACAGGCUAUACAUAGGGACACACAGAUCUGGGGACUCUGCAGAUAUAUGCCUUGUGUCCUGAUUUCCUGUGGGUCUUAAAACCUGUCUGUGCGUUAACUUGUUUGUAUGCUUGUGUGUAAAUACACCGUAGGGCCUGGGGAGAUACCAGUAUCGCAAAUAUCUUUUCCGUGGCAAAAAAUAAAUAAAAGACGAAGCAGACCAAACUCUUUGAUCAUUAAAAACCUACUGUAUGUAACGUAUUGUGUGCUAUAGCUUGGAAAAUAAAUCAACAACGACUGGGUGACAACAUCAUGAUGUUUGUUUCCAACAUUAGGGCAAUUGUCCUAAUGAAGUUAAAUCCGCUUCCGGUUUUGUUUCCUUGCCACGAUACUAAUGACUAUCGCGAUACCCUGUCCCUAGUAAUAAAUAAUAAUAAUAAUAUGCCAUUUAGCAGACGCUUUUAUCCAAAGCGACUUACAGUCAUGUGUGCAUACAUUUUUUUUGUGUAUGGGUGGUCCCGGGGAUCGAACCCACUACCUUGGCGUUACAAGCGCCGUGCUCUACCAGCUGAGCUACAGAGGACCACUAUAUACUAUAUGUAACGUGUGUGUGUGUGUGUGUGUGUGUGUGUGUGUGUGUGUGUGUGUGUGUGUGUGUGUGUGUGUGUGUGUGUGUGUGUGUGUGUGUGUGCGUGUGCGUGUGCGUGUGUGUGUGCGUGUGCGUGGUGUUUUCCUCUGUCCAGGCGGUGUUACAGACGUGUGGUCAGUUGGAGUUAGAGGUGCGUCCUCUUUUCCUGGUCCCCGACACCAACGGUUUCAUCGACCACCUUACGGGCCUCAAGACACUGCUGCAUUCUGGGACUUACAUUGUGGUGGUGCCCCUCAUAGGUAAAUAACACACAAACAAAACACAUACUGAAUUAAAUCGACCACCUCACCGGCCUCAAAAAAAACCCGCUUCUGCAGUCUGGGAUGUUUCCUAGAGGUGGUGACCUUUAUAGGUCACUAACACACACACAGAGUUCAUCGACCACCUCAUCAAAACACUUCAGUCUGGGACGUACAGUGCCUUCAGAAAGUAUUCACACCCCUUGACUUUUUCCACAUUUUUGCUGUGUCACAGCCUGAAUUUUUAAAAUGGAUUCCAUUUAGAUGUUGUGUCACUGGCCUACACACAAUACACCCAUAAUGUCAAAGUGGAAUUAUGUUUGUAGAAAUGUUUACAAAUUAAUUAAAAGUGAAAAGCUGAAAUGUCUUGAGUCAAUAAGUAUUCAACACCUUUGUUAUGGCAGGCCUAGAUAAGAGCAGGAGUUCAAAUGUGUUUAACAAGUCACAUAAUAAGUUGCAUGGACUUACUGUGUGCAAUAAUACUCUUUAACAUGAUUUUUUUUAUUACUACCUCAUCUCUGUACCCCACACAUACAAUUAUAUGUAAGGUCCCUCAGUCGAGCAGUACAUUUCAAACACAGAUUCAACAACAAAGACCAGGGAGGUUUUCCAAUGCCUCGCAAAGUAGGGCACCUACUGGUAGAUGGGUAAAAAAAAAAAGCAGACAUUGGAUAUCCCUUUGAGCAUGGUGAAGUUAUUAAUUACACUUUGGAUGGUGUAUCAAUACACCCAGUUACUACAAAGAUUAAGGUGUCCUUCCUAACUCAGUUGCCGGAGAGGAAGGAAACCGUUCAGGGAUUUCACCAUGAGGCCAAUGGUGACUUUAAAACAGUUACAGAAUUGAAUGGCUGUGAUAGCAGAAAACUGAGGAUGGAUCAACAACAUUGUAGUUACUCCACAAUACUAACCUAAAUGACAGAGUGAAAAGAAGGAAGCCUGUACAGAAUACUAAUAUUACUAAACAUGCAUCCUGUUUGCAAUAAGGCACUAAAGUAAAACUGCAAAAAAAGUGGCAAAGAAAUUACCUUUAUGUCCUGAAUACAAAGUGUUAUGUUUGGGGCAAAUCCAACACAACACCACUCUUCCUAUUUCCAAGCAUGGUGGUGGCUGCAUUAUGUUAUGGGUUUGCUUGUCAUCGGAAAGGACUAGGGAGUUUUUUGGGAUAAAAAUAAACUGAAUAGAGCUAAGCACAGGCAAAAUCCUAGAGGAAAACCUGGUUCAGUCUGCUUUCCAACAGACACUGGGAGACAUUCACCUUUCAGCAGGACAAUAACCUCAAACACAAGGCCAAAUAUACACUGGAGUUGCUUACCAAGACAACGUGGAAUGUUCCUGAGUGGCCUGGUUACAGUUUUGACUUAAAUCGGCUUAAAAAGCUAUGGCAAAACUUGUACAUGGCUGUCUAGCAAUGAUCAACAACCAACUUGACAGUGCUCUUGAGAAUUUUUUAAAGAAUACUGUGCAAAUAUUGUACAAUCCAGGUGUGCAAAGCUCUUAGAGACUUACCCAGAAAGACUCACAGCUGUAAUCGCUGCCAAAGGUGAUUCUAACAUGUAGACUCAGGGGGUUGAAUACUUAUGUAAUUUAUUUUUCAAUAAAUUUGCUAGAAUGUCUAAAAACAUGUUUUCACUUUGUCAUUAUGGGAUAUUGUGUGUAGAUGUGUAAGAUAAUUAUAAUUGUUUUAAUUCAUUUUUAGUUCAGGCUGGAACACAGCAUUUAAUGUGGAGUAAGUCAACUGGUAUGAAUAAUGUCUGAAGGCACUUUCCAUACUGGUGGUGCCCCUCAUAUGUGAGACUGAGAGAUGGAGGGAGUAGAGCCCUGCACGGGGCAUGAAAUGUAAGCCUGAGCCCUACCCAUUCACACGUUCAGUCCCUGCCCUGCCCUACCCUGCCCUGCCGUACGCUGCCCUGCCCUACCCUACGCUGCCCUGCCCUACCCUACGCUGCCCUACCCUGCCCUUCCCUGCUCUGCCCUACCCUGCCCUGCCCUACCCUACGCUGCCCUACCCUACGCUGCCCUACCCUACGCUGCCCUGCCCCGCCCUACCCUGCUGUGCCCUACCCUAUCCUGCUCUGCCCUACCCUACCCUACCCUGCCCUACCCUACCCUGCCCUACCCUGCCCCACCCUACCCUUCCCUACCCUGCCCCACCCUUCCCUACCCUGCCCUGCCCUGACCUAGUCCUACUGCUAAUUAUCAAAAUCAAGAAAAUAGCAAUUCAGUUCUCAAACCUUCCACCACAAAGCCCUGACCUACAGAGAGAUGAAACUGGAGAAGAGUCCCCUCAGCUAGCUGGUAUGGGGGCUCUGUUCACAAACAGGAAACUAAAAGAUAGCUUCUUGACACAUUAGAAAGAUUUAACCAAAAAACGGAGCAAACUGGAAUGUUACGUUACACAGUAGCAGAAUACCUGACCGCUGUGACUGACCCCAAAUUAAGGAAAGCUUUGACUAUGUACAGACUCGGUGAGCAUAGCCUUGCUAUUGAGAAAGGCCGCCGUAGGCAGACCUGGCUCUCAAGAGAAGACAGGCUAUGUACCCACUGCCCACAAAAUUAGGUGCAAACCGAGCUGCACUUCCUAACCUCCUGCCAACUGUAUGACCAUAUUAUUUGUAUUUAUUAGGGAUCCCCGUUAGUUCCUGCCAAGGCAGCAGCUACUCUUCCUGGGGUUUAUUAGGGAUCCCCAUUAGUUCCUGCCAAGGCAGCAGCCACUCUUCCUGGGGUUUAUUAUGGAUCCCCGUUAGUUCCUGCCAAGGCAGCAGCUACUCUUCCUGGGAUCCAAACACAUUAAGGCACUUACAGUGCAUUUGGAAAGUAUUCAGACCUCUUGACCUUUUCAACAAUUUGUUACGUUACAGCCUUAUUCUAAAAUGGAUUAAAAAAUAUAUAAUUCUCAUCCAUCUACACACAAUACCCCAUAAUGACAAAGCAAAAACAGGUUUUUAGAAAUGUUUGCAAAUUUAUAAAAAAUAAAGUGUGUGUAUAUAUAUAUAUAUAUAUAUAUAUGUAUAUAUAUAUCACAUUUACAUAAGUAUUCAGACCCUUUACUCAGUACUUUGUUGAAGCACCUUUGGCAGCGAUUACAGCCUCGAGUCUUCUUUGGUAUGACGCUACAAGCUUGGCACACCUGUAUUCGGGGAGUUUGUCCCAUUCUUCUCUGCAGAUCCUCUCAAGCUCUGUCAGGUUGGUUGGGGAGCGUCGCUGCACACCUAUUUUCAGGUCUCUCCAGAGAUGUUUGAUCGGGUUCAAGUCCGGGUUCUGGCUGGGCCACUCAAGGACAUUCAGAGACUUGUCCCGAAGCCACUCCUGCAUUGUCUCGGCUAUGUGCUUAGGGUCAUUGUCCUGUUGGAAGAUGAACCUUCACCACAGUCUGAGGUCCUGAGCGCUCUGGAGAAGGUUUUCAUCAAGGAUUUCUCUGUACUUUGCUUCGUUCAUCUUUCCCUCGAUCCUGACUAGUCUCCCAGUCCCUGCCGCUGAAAAACAUCCCCACAGCAUGAUGCUGCCACCACCAUGCUUAACGUAGGGAUGGUACCAGGUUUCCUCCAGAUGUGACGCUUUGCAUUCAGGCCAAAUAAUUCAAUCUUGGUUUCAUCAGACCAGAGAAUCUUGUUUCUCUUGGUCUGAGGGUCUUUAGGUGCCUUUUGGCAAACUCCAAGCGGGCUGUCAUGUGCCUUUUCCUGAGGAGUGGCUUCCGUCUGGCCACUCUACCAUGAAGGUCUGAUUGGUGGAGUGCUAUAGAGAUGGUUGUCCUUCUGGAAGUUUCUCCCAUCUCCACAGAGGAACUCUAGAGCUCUGUCAGAGUGACCAUCGGGUUCUUGGUCACCUCCCUGACCAAGGCACUUCUCCCCCGAUUGCUCAGUUUGGCCGGGCGGCCAGCUCUAGGAAGAGUCUUGGUGGUUCCAAACAUCUUACAUUUAAGAAUGAUGGAGGCCACUGUGUUCUUGCGAAUCUUCAAUGAUGCAGACAUUUUUUGGUACCCUUCCCCAGAUCUGUGCCUAGACACAAUCCUGUCUCAGAUCUCUAUGGACAAUUCCUUCGACCUCAUGGCUUGGUUUUUGCACUGACAUGCACUGUCAACUGUGGGACCUUAUAUAGACAGGUGUGUGCCUUUCCGUAUCAUGUCCAAUCAAUUGAAUUUACUCCAAUCAAGUUGUAGAAAUAUCUCAAGGAUGAUCAGUCAAAACAGGAUGCACCUGAGCUCAAUUUCGAGUCUCAUAGCAAAGUGUCUGAAUACUUAUGUAUUUAGUAUACAUUUGCAAAAAUGUCUAAAAACCUGUUUUGUCAUUAUGGGGUAUUGUGUGUAGAUUGAUGAGGAAAAACAUUAAUUUAAUCCAUUUUAGAAUAAGGCUGUAACGUAACAAAAUGUGGAAAAAGUCAAGGGGUCUGAAUACUUUCCGAAUGCACUGUACAUUACAUAUAAAACAAAAGAGAAAACAGUACAUCAUAUAACAUUAUUACACCACUACUAAAAUACAAAAUGUUAAAUACCACCAUACAACAAUAAUGCAAUGUAUGUGUGUGUAGAGUGCUAGCGUGAGUCUCUUCACAGUCCCCGUUGUUCCAUAAGGGGUAUUUGUACCUGUUUUUUUUUAAAAUCUUAUUCAGUUACCUGAUGUGGAAUAGAGUUCCAUGUAGUCAUGGCUCUAUGUAGUACUGUGCGCCUCCCAUAGUCUGUUCUGGACUUGGGGAUUGUGAAGAGACCUCUGGUGGCAUGUCUUGUGGGGUAUGCAUGGGUGUCUGAGCUGUGUGCUAGUAGUUUAAACAGACAGCUCGGUACAUUCAGCAUGUCAACACCUCUUACAAAAACAAGUAGGGACGAAGUCAAUCUCACCUCCACUUUGAGCCAUGAGAGAUUUACAUGCAUGUCAUUAAUGUUAUCUCUCUGUGUACAUCCAAGGGCCAGCCGUGCUGCCCUGUUCUGAGCCAAUUGUAAUUUUCCUAAGUUCCUCUUUGUGGCACCUGACCACACGACUGAACAGUAGUCCAGGUGCGACAAAACUAGGGCCUGUAGGACCUGCCUUGUUGAUAGUGCUGUUAAGAAGGUAGAGCAGCGCUUUAUUAUGGACAGACUUCUCCCCAUCUUAGCUACGGUUGUAUCAACAUGUUUUGACCAUGACAGUUUAACAAUCCAGGGUUACUCCAAGCAGUUUAGUCACCUCAACUUGCUCAAUUUCCACAUUAUUCAUUACAAGAUUUAGUUGAGGUUAAGGGUUUAGUUUUUAGUUUUUGAAAUAUUUAGGACUAACUUAUUCCUUGCCACCCAUUCUGAAACUAACUGCAGCUCUUUGUUAAGUGUUGCUGUCAUUUCAGUCGCUGUGGUAGCUGACGAGUAUAGUGUUGAGUCAUCUGCAUACAUAGACACACUGGCUUUACUCAAGGCCAGUGGCAUGUCAUUAGUAAAGAUUGAAAAAAGUAAGGGGCCUAGACAGCAGCCCUGGGGAAUUCCUGAUUCUACCUGGAUUAUGUUGGAGAGGCUUUCAUUAAAGAACACCACGGACAAGUAACUCUUUAUCCACAUUAUAGCAGGGGGUGUAAAAGCCAUAACACAUACGGUUUUAUUUUUAUUGUUCAGAGCAACAGUUAAGUCAGCCAUCAAUAUCAGGUUUUAGGAGUUUCUUAGGGGAAUGUUUAGUGCUGUGUUGACUGUCUUAGCCCCGCUCUUCCUCCCCCCUCCCCCUCCCCUCUUCUCUCCUCUCUCCUCUCUCCCUCCUCCCUCUCUUCUCUCCCUCCCCUCUCUUCUCUCCCUCCCCUUCUCUCCCUCCCCUCUCUUCUCUCCCUCCCCUAUCUUCUCUCCCUCCCCUCUCUUCUCUCCCUCCCUCUUCUCUUCCCUCACCUCCCUCCUCUUCUCUCCCCUUCCCCUCCUCUUUCUCUCCCCUCCCUCCCUUUCUCUCUUCCUCCCCUCUCCUUUCCUCCCCUCCGCCUACUCUUCCUCUCCCUCCUCUUCUAUCUCCCUCGGCCCUCAUCUUCUCUCCCUCUCCUCCCUCCCUUCCUCCCCCCUUUUCUUCCUCGCUCUCUCACUGCCCGUCUUCUCUCUCCCUCUCUCUCCUCUCUCUCUCGCUCCCCUCUUUCUCCGCCCCAUCUUCUCUCCCUCUGUCUCUCCCUCCCCUCUCUGCUUCUCAUCCGCUCUUCUCUCUCUCUUCUCUCUUGCACCCGGCUCUUCUCUCUCUCUCUCGAGCUCUCUCCCGGCUCUCUCCAACGUCUCGUCUCUCUCCGUCCCUCUUCCCGGCUCCCCUCGUCUCUCCCCCUCCGCCUCCCCUCCUCUUUUCUCCAGUCCUCUUCUUUCUCUCCUUCCCCCGCUCUCGUCUCCCUCCUCCUCAUUCCCUCCUCUUCCCAUGCUUCUCUCCCUCUUAUCUCUCCCUCCAGUGAUAACAGAGUUGGAUGGUUUGGCAAAGGGCCAGGAGAGCUGCGAUGGCACCGUCGGUGGGCGUGGUGGCAGUGGUUCGUCGUGGAAACCCUGGUGGUGGGGGUGCAGCCCACGCCCGGGCUGUCCAGGAGAAGGCUAAGGUUGCCGUGGCGUUUCUGGAGCGAGGGUUCGAGGCCAGGGAGCCCUGUCUCAGAGCGCUGACCAGCAGAGGAAGUCAACUGGAGUCUAUCGCCUUCCGGAGCGAAGACACCUCCGGACAACAGGUGUGUGUUUGUGUGACGUUUGUGGGUUUUGACGUGUUUAUUAAAAUGUCUGUCCAAGUACCCCAGAUCCCCUGUCAAGUAUAUUACCAUCUCUUGUAUGUGAAAUUAGAGUUUGGAGCAGUCAAUUGACUGCAAGUCCAAAAUGUCGUUUCAACCAAUUCCGGGCUAUCGUUGAAAUUCUGCUUUAGAUUUACUGGUGUCUCUCCCCACCCUCCAGGGGAACAAUGAUGAUGUCAUCUUGUCCUGCUGUCUCCACUACUGCAAAGAUGAGGCUAAGAACUUCAUGCCUGCACAAAGAGGUAGAUAUCGCCUCCCACCAACACACACACAUAUUGUAACAUCAUGCCUGUGUGUUACACAAUAAUGUGUCUAUACUAAUAUAUUUAUUCUACCUCCCUCCCUCCCCUCUUCUCCCCCCCUCCCUCCCUCCCUCUUCUCCCCCCUCCCUCCCUCCCUCUUCUCCCCCCCUCCCUCCCUCCCUCUUCUCCCCCCCCCUCCCUCCCUCCCUCUUCUCUCCCCCCCCUCCCUCCCUCCCUCUUCUCUCCCCCUCCCUCCCUCUUCUCUCCCCCCUCCCUCCCUCUUCUCUCCCCCCUCCCUCUUCUUUCCUCUGUUCCAGACGGUCCGGUGCGCUUGCGUCGGGAGGUGGUUCUCCUAACAGAUGACCGUAACCUGCGGGUCAAAGCCCUGACCAGGAAUGUGCCGGUCAGGGACAUCCCCUCCUUCCUCACCUGGGCCAAAGUGGGCUGAACCGGGUCACACCUUAGACCACGCCCAGAGCACCCAUACAACCAAUCAACUGCUGAGAACCGCUGGCCACCUCUCACACCACCUUGGAGUGGAGAAGGAGAAUAUACGCUAACGCAGAAGAGAAGACUGAUGGAGAGAAGAUUGAUGGAGAGAGAGAGAAGGAGAAGAAACUCAUUUUUUCGUGGAAAACCUCAAAUGAAAACUAAAAAGUUUUUUUUUUGAGGGUGGAAUGAGUUUAAUUGGCUGAGAUCUUUUUCUCCUCAUUGUGGUGAGGGGUGUGUUAAUUACCUCUCAGAGGGAGGAGAGGAGCAGAGAGAGUUUUAAGAGAUGCAGGAAGGCUGGACCAAGAGGAACGGUAGAGGAGAG
Coregonus sp. 'balchen' is the source of this 18890-nucleotide messenger RNA. The record is from the annotation of a GenBank genome assembly. Lineage: Eukaryota; Metazoa; Chordata; Actinopteri; Salmoniformes; Salmonidae.